Mugil cephalus (flathead mullet) is the source of this 4448-nucleotide messenger RNA. It is a transcript of the gene g2e3, whose product is annotated as G2/M-phase specific E3 ubiquitin protein ligase. The record is from RefSeq and is a predicted model, not a curated record. Gene Ontology annotation, molecular function: ubiquitin-protein transferase activity. The transcript has 16 exons. The coding region runs from base 912 to 3476 and encodes 854 amino acids. Gene Ontology annotation, cellular component: nucleus. Lineage: Eukaryota; Metazoa; Chordata; Actinopteri; Mugiliformes; Mugilidae.
GCUGGAAUGAUAAGAAGUUAAACAAUACGCACACACAUUGGAAGUCAUUUUGGCUUUUUUCUUAUGUCAUACAUUUGGCCUCUUUGGGCUUGUUUUGGCAGAGAAUUGAGGCUUUGGGUCACUUUGGUUUCAUUAAAUCUGCCAUAAUAAAAAAAAUGGUGCGAUGUAAUUUAGGUGGAGUUUUGGCUUUUGCCUGGUUAACCAGCUGAAACAGUGAUGAGCAGGAUCAUUAUGUGUUUGAAUGGGAUCACAUCUCAUGGUUUGGCGUCUGCACAAAAGUCUGUUUGAUUUGUUGGAGAUGUUGUACGCAACUUACAUUUUAUAGAAUUAAUGUCAUUAUGACAAGUGGAGAUUUAAAUUCACUCUCGAUCCUAUGGUUGGUGAAUACUAGUCACCUCAGUCAGGCUACAGAUUUUAGUGAUAAUCUACUAAUCUGAUGAGAAUAACAGUCUGUGACUUGACCGCGUAGACUCACAGUUUAUUAUACCAGGGAGAUUUGGGACUUGUGACUGUUUUCAGAAAGCGUUUCAUUUAAAAGUGCAGGAGGCUAAAUAACAACGUGACUGUGAGUCAGGGUGGAACUAAAACGGCCCAAAAUCAUAUACUUCCCAUUGGAGGGAUGGAGCCUGCCCUGUUCGCCCUGGAGAGAACCUGACCAAGUCAACCAGACCUCCAUCAGUAAUUAGUCGGCUCCUUUUGAUUUUCUUCAGUUGAUGGUGGAAUGGGUGAUGGAAAAUGGGACUCUCUUAUUUUGAAGUCUAAUCCUAUUUUCUAAUCUUUUUUAUUGUACACAGGUCAUCACUCUAAGGAGGAGGCCACACUUAGAGCAGCUGUGACAGAUAUGCUGUAAGACACAAUCCCGUCCACUGACAUGACUGUUGCUGAUGCCAUAAGGGUCGAUUCAUAGAGACAUGAAGAAGGCAGGGAGGCAGCAGGACGCCGACAUGGACUGCUGCGUUCUGUGCAGGUCCAGCCAAGACGACCCGGCCAUGUUUGGAGAGAAGGUCACAGUGAAGGAGCAUAAACUCUCCGUCCACUACCUCUGUCUGCUGACAUCGUGUGGAGUUUACCAGCGAGGAAACGAGAAUGAAGGUGUGUUUGGUUUUCUAGUGGACGACAUCAAAAAGGAGAUUCGCCGCUCGGCUCGACUGACGUGUUCUGGUUGUAAGAAGAAAGGUGCGAGUGUCGGAUGUUACGUCAGAAGCUGCAGGAGGACGGUUCAUUUCCCGUGUGGCAGGAAGCAGAGUUUUGUCUCCCAGUUCACCGGACUCUUCCCGUCUUUCUGUCGGGAACACAGUCCCUCUCAGUCUCUGGCUGUGAGUCCAGACGUCAGUCUUCCCCGGUCCUGCUCCAUCUGUCUGGACCCCAUCGACCCCGUCCUGUCCUACUCCAUCCUCAAGUGUCCGUCAUGUCUGGCCAGCUGGUUCCACAGAGAAUGUGUCCAGCGUCAGGCUCACAGCGCCGGCCUCUUCUUCUUCAGAUGUACUCUCUGUAACAACAAGGAGAACUUCCAGGAGGAGAUGCUGAGGAUGGGGAUCUACAUCCCAGAGAGAGAUGCAUCAUGGGAGUUGGAGGCCAACGCGUACUCGGAGCUGCUGGAGGUUUACGAGCGCUGCGACGCUCUCACCUGCCUCUGCAGCAACGGACGAACACACUCUGCAAAGAGCGGCUGGUUCGAGGUUCUUCGCUGUGGUUUGUGUGGAUCCACCGGGACUCACAGGAAAUGUUCAGGGCUGAAUUCAAACGACACAGACUGGGUUUGUUCAGACUGCAGCCAGACUACGGACGGGAAAGGUGACCAAGCAGGGGCCAGCAAGCCCCCUUCUGUCCUUCCUUCCUUCCUUCCUUCCUUCCUUCCUUCCUUCCUUCCUUCCUUCCUUCCUUCUGUCCUUCCUUCCUUCCUUCCUUCCUUCCUUCCUUCCCUCCCUCCUUCAAUAAGGAUCAUGUCCAUUGAGAUAAAUCUGUAUUUGUCUCCUGCAGCGUCCCUGGGUGCGUCUCCUCGGGGAGGUCAGAGGAGGAGUCUGUUGUCCAAGUGUCUCAUGCCUCCCAUCCAGUCGUCCAUCAGCUAUAGAAGGUCGUCGCUGUCUGUGCGGUCGGGAUCAGCUGAGGAGCUGCUCCAGUCGUUGCUCCCCCAGCUCCACCCCCUCAGCGUCCAGGUGGAGGUGAGUGGAGACCAGGCUCUGCUGGCUGGACUGGACCUGGUCAGGAGGCCGGACUUCGACCCCUCACACCCCCUCAGCGUCAGGUUCGUAGGCGAGCGGAGGACUUCGUUUCCCAGCAGCCCUCAGGGCAGUGAAGCAGCUAAGCUGCAUUUCCUGAAGCUGCUGCUGCGGCAGAUCCAGGACUCUGUGGUGUUUGAGGGUCCGGAUGGAUCCAAAAACCUGGCGCUGGACUCGCAUGGUAACUAUUGUGACCCCCCCCCGGUGGUUCUGGAGGUGGUUCUGGAGGUGGUUCUGGAGGUGGUUCUGGAGGGGGUCCUGGUUUAUUCGGAGUCUGUCUGUUUGUGUCCAGCUCUGCGUGAGGACCUCUACUUUGACGUGGGUUGUCUCCUGGCUCUGUCCCUGGUCCACGGGGGUCCGUCCAUCGGCUUCUUCUCCCGGGCUCUGUACCAGUGUCUGUUCAACCACCCGUCCAGCGGCCCCCUGACCAUCGCACACAUGACCCCCGAGACACACUUCACCCGGCAGGUCAUCCGGAUUGCAGAGGCCCAGACCCUGAAGGACCUGAAGGAAGCAGCAGCUUCGAACUGGGAGUUCCUGGAACUGGCCGGGUGUAAGCGACCGAUCAGCAGCCUGGACGACCGCGAGGCUCUGGUGGAGGCUCUGGUCGGCUUCACCGUCAUCACCAGGAUGCAGCUUCCUCUGCAGAGGUUCCGUGAAGGUCUGAGGACUCUGGGCGUCUUUCAACAGGUCCAGCUCCUCCCCUCGUUCUUCUUUGAUGUUUUCUGUCAAGCUGCCGAUCGUCUCUCGGCUCAGACGCUCGGACGUCUCUUCACCGUCUGCUUCUCUGAGGACGAGGACAAACUGAACCGAGAGACGCCCGUCAUCACCUUCUGGAGACACUUCCUGGUGGAGACGGAAGUGGGACGAUGCUCCAUCUCUCUCCAGGACCUCCUUCACUUCGCCACCGGAUUCGAGGACCUGCCCGUGGGCGGGUUCUUCCCUCCUCCCUCCAUCUCCUUCCUCCACCCGACAGGAGUGAAAGGGAAGGAGGAGGAGUGGGAGGACCAGGGGCUCUUCCCUCAGAGCGAGCCCCACUCCAGACACCUCCUGCUGCCCGUCACCUCCUCCUACCAGGCUUUUAAAAGCUCCAUGGAGCAGGCCAUCAGCCACCACGUGCACCUCCUCCCCAUGGAGAGCUGGAGGAGGAGGAGGGGGGACGAGGAGGAGGAGGUGGAGGAGGAGGAGGAGGAGGAGUUUGUAUUAGCUCCGUUUAAAAGAAAUAAGAAAACUGCCAACUGGACCAACAGCAUCUAAUGAACUACAUCAUUUUAGUUUAAAUACUUUCAGCUCGUUGUCGUCGUCCUUCACAGGUUAAAUUAGUAAUUAGCCGCAAAAUUAUUUACUCUGAGAUUAAUGGGUGAGCUGCACUAAUGUCACACCUCAUUUACAUUUAUUAUUACAUUCCUUUUACCUUCCUUCUUUCCUUCUUAUUGGGGUUUUAUCCGUUUGUUUUUAAAAGGAGACUCGUGAGCAGGUCUGUGAACUUUGUCUCUUCUUACUUCUUUGGUCUUUGGUUCCUUUUAUUUUGAAACGCUUGGUGGCAGCAUCUGGUCGAGGUCUGUGUGACACACUAGCUUUUAGCAUCACAACUAGCGUUACCAUUAGCAUCGCCGUCAGUGUCUUUAUUUUUAGGAGCGGUAAUCAGACCAGCAGAGAGGUUCGGAGGUGCUUUGACUCUUUUUCUGAGAUUUGUUAAUACGUCUUUCAUUUCAACUCGAACGAGAACUACAACCUAAGUUUAUUUACUCCAGCAUUAAGUGGAAACCUUGAAGCUCGAUCUGUGCCGCCCUAAUUUUAUAACAUUCAGCUGCUUUCUGUGUCUUUGUAUAGUUUGUUUUUUAAAGUUUUUUAUCAUGACCUCUUCUUUCUGUUUGUACUUUUUAUGUCUUCUUGAAGAAAACAAAGCUUGAUGUUAUCGUGUUUUAUCCAUGUGUAACAGAAGAAUGUGUGUUUUUGCUGAACCCAAGCAGACUUUUAGUUUGUCAGGUCAGUUUUCCAUCAGGUCACGUCCUGAUCGGACCAGACUCAGCAUGUUUUAAUUUGCCAGUGAGCCUCAUUUUUAAGUCUGUCGUACUCUGGAAUUAUAUCAGUCCACUCAAACCAAAUCAUUGCCAGUUUUUAUUUAUGGUUUUAGUUUGUCUUGAGCUUUUCUCUUGAAUAUUUUCCUCGUAUAUUUUGUCUCCAUGUUGACCUUCUUUUGUAAGAAAUACUUUAUCUGCUGCCUGA